CGACGCUGAGACGUCUGUUUCGGUACACGGCCAAGCCGGCGAGACGCCAAGAUCAGCUCAGUCGCUUUCCGGUCGGCAUUUUAUAAAUACUGCAAGCGAGAAGCUAAAGUUGAGAAGAAAGUGAAAAUAAAAAAAUUACGCUGAUAAAUAUUUGUGUAUUUUGCGUGAAAAUUGCGUAACAAAUCGUUUCACGCGGCAACUUUGAUUUUCGGUCAAAGUUAAUUCGCAUAGUAGUUCGGGGGCGGUUUUGAAAUGGGAUGAAAUCAGUGGAACCCGGGAGUUUUUCUAUGCUGUGAAUAUAUGUUCGAGAGAAUCUUCGUUUCAUAAAAGAUCUUCAAUGUGAUCGUUGUGCAGCUGGAACGUGCUGCGGGUUGAUAAAUGCAAUCAGUUGAUGAAAGUGCAGCAGCUGCAGAUUCGAACAUCGUUCAACUCUGACGUCAUCUUGAUCAUCGCACGUUUUGAAGAAUUGAAAUAAAUACGCAGUGCCUCCAGAGGCCAACCGCUCGAAAAUUGGUGAACGAGCUAAAAUGAGUUUGAUGAAGAAGGCCAUCGGGGGAUCGAUUCACAGGAUACGAGAAUUUGAACUCGAAAAGGUAAACCUUGGGGAUGAGUUUGACAUACUACAGAUCGUCGGUGAGGGUUGGUUCGGAAAGAUUCUUCUGACUGAGCAUCGAAGUACGCAGACUGAAAUGGUGCUAAAAGCACUGCCCAAACCGUACACAAGCAUAUCGGAUUUUUACAGAGAGUUUCACUAUGGCCUUCACCUUUCGGCUCACAGAAACAUCAUUACAACUUACGACGUGGCCUUCGAAACGGCGGGGUUUUUCGUUUUCAGUCAGGAAUACGCGCCAUUGGGUGACCUCACAUCCAACGUAACGGAAACUGGACUAGGUGAGCUUCACGCGAAGAGGGUGGCGAGGCAACUGGCUGCUGCUAUCCACCACAUCCACAGUAGAGAACUCGUGCACAGGGACGUCAAGCUGGACAACAUCCUUGUGUUCAAAAGUGACUUCUCGCGAAUAAAGCUCUGCGAUUUUGGUGAGACUCGUAGAGUGAGCACUGUGGUUAGACGGCACAAUGAGUGGCUUCCUUACUCACCCCCGGAAGUACUUCAGAUCGACACUGACGAUGCCUACAAGGCUCUAACGGCCCACGAUGUCUGGCAGUUUGGAAUAGUGAUAUUCGUAUGCCUCACCGGCUGUCUGCCAUGGCAGAAAGCAGCUACUGAUGAUCCGAGGUAUGCAAGGUACCUCAAUUGGCACUCGGCUACCCUGAACAUCGCUAAGAAGCCAAAACUGUUUCAGUUAAUCAGCUCGAGAGCGCAGAGAAUGUUCAAAAGACUGUUAGAUCCUAAGCAAGAAAAACGUCCAGCUAGUGUAUUUGAAGUAAAUAAAUACCUUGACGACAGAUGGCUGGCGAAACUCGGCGCAGAGAAGGCGUUGAAUGGCGGAGCGGACGAAAGAGACGAGCUGUGUCCGUCAAUGUACAGUUUCCACAGUUCGCUGGAAGAGAAAAAUCAGUUGUUAUUCACCCUGACGCAGUACGGCAUUGAGACGACGGUGGACAGAUCUCGAAAAAAGGACCGUAUUCGGGAAUGGAUCGAGUCAAGUGCAAUAAUGGAGGAGAACGAGGAAGAAUCUGAGGGUGAGGACGCAUCGGAUACAGAGGAAUUGAACAUGCGAGGAAAGCACUUUCCGGAAAGACGAGAGAGCGCCAGAAGCCCGGAACCAGUCCAGCCGAAGGCGAAGCGUUCCAAUAGCAAGAGGAACAGCAUCCAGCAGACUAAACUUCCGGGCUACGCGACACCAAAGCCGAUAGAGAGAAAGAAUCCAUUCGCUCCAAAAGUGGCGAAGGAACGCCAAGCGAUAGCAAAAAGCGCAAGCUUUCCAAACGGGGACCCAAGCCUGGCGGUGAAGCUUUCAGGUUCGGACAACUUCGCCCUUCCGGAAGUGACUGACCUCCACAAACCUCCGGCAGAGAUCUAUUCGAGCUCUGGUAUAUUUGACCAUUAUAACGGUAAAAUUGGCCACCAAAACCCGACCAAUAGUCCCCAAAAUGGCGCUGAGAACUCGCGGCAAAGUCCAGCCAAGGUCGUCUCGGCACAGCGGAACAGAACGGCGGCCGGUGAGUCGACCAACGAUAACAGAUCGUCACCGGUCGAUUCAAAAAUCGGCGGAAGAUCGGGGAACAAUAGCGUCAAUGGCAGUCCAAGCAGCUCAACUAACGUCUCGCGUGCCAGUCCAACAGCCUCCGGCGUUUCUCAGACUGUUGUAAAUCCCACGAGCAUCGCGAUGUUGCCCGAAAAUGGUGGUCAGACUUUGGAAGCGGAGGGCGCCCCCCUCGAAUCAGCUUCGUACAGGUCCCGGAGUCCGCAAGCCCCGGCACGCAAGCACCGCUCUCAAACGGCAACGCUUCCGGUGCUGCAGCCGACCGCCGCAAGUCCAAAAUCCGUUCAACCUAGGCGGAGCCAAACUACCGUACUUCCAGCAAUACCCAGCGUUGCUCCUCUUCAGCCCGUGAAUCCUUUGACAAUGUCGAUCGCCUCCCAGCUGGUAAUGCAGAGCUUCAACUCUCUCCAGGCGAUGAACAUCGCUUUGCCGGUCAUACAGCCCGAGGAUCCUCAGUCGGUAACGUCGGACGGUAAGGCCGAGCGGCAGACGGUUGAACAGACCACCAGAACCUACGGCAAAGACGUUUAUGAGCACUAUGGUAUCGCUCAGGGUGUUGUGAUGAAGGUUAUCUCCGACGCACCGAGACACAGAGGGUCUACUGGCAGCGGGAGUAGGUCUGUUAGUAAUUAAUACCAGCUACGUUGUCCUGGCGGCGAGCCAGGAUUUUCGAAAUCGGAAAUCGACCAUCGGUUUAUCUGGAAAAUGAGUGUUUCUGCGCAAUACUCCUACGGAAUGGGUAUGUUCUUUUCACUGUGAUUAUUUGACAGUAUUUGGAGAUAACGGAAUUGACUCAUUCUUGAAUUAGCUUUUGACAAACUACUUAAACUGUUUUUUCAGAACAACAGAAACUGUAGAAUAAAUUUCCAGUACGUUGAAAAUUGAGAUAGAUAUGCGCGCAUUUUGUACGUAAACAGAUGGUACUUAACAGUUCUGUGUCCAUUUAACGCGAAUCUUUGCAAACAAUUAAAGAUCGUUGCAUCUCAGCAUCGAGGAACGAUCUUUACGUAGAUGGUAUUACGAUAUAGAAACGAUAGCUUCAAUACUCCAGAUCAGUAAAUUAGUAUACAGUACCAUUGUGCUACAAGGUAAAAUACUCUACUCAGAAAAUCCAGUUCUUUGAAGAAACCCUUAUUCCAGAUGAAUCUACCAUCUUAAUAUUAUCUUUGCGGAUAAUCACAAAUGCAUCGAGCAGAACGAUAAUAUGUAUUGACAUUAUCGAAAACAUUGUCACGAAAUUUUUACUGUAAUAUACUCAAUGUGCGAUGAACAUUAUAUUUCUAAAGGUAACGAUCAGACUUAUUUGAUAUUCGAAUGAACAAUUACUAUUUAUUACCAUAUGAUUAUGGAACGGAAUGUACGGUAGAAUUAUUAUAUUUCGUGAAGUUAAAUAUUUGUAAUAAAAUUCAUAAAGUGAAUUUGUUUCCAUAUCCAUAAUUAUUCCCUUGUAAAAACAUGAAUCAAGACUCAG
This is a messenger RNA of Neodiprion fabricii, 3639 nucleotides long. RefSeq names its product putative serine/threonine-protein kinase YPL150W. Bases 528 to 2801 code for a protein of 757 amino acids. Gene Ontology annotation, biological process: peptidyl-threonine phosphorylation; peptidyl-serine phosphorylation. The record is from RefSeq and is a predicted model, not a curated record. The transcript is spliced from 8 exons. NCBI's taxonomy places the organism in Eukaryota, Metazoa, Arthropoda, Insecta, Hymenoptera, Diprionidae. Gene Ontology annotation, molecular function: ATP binding; protein serine/threonine kinase activity.